UCAGCUUCUGUUUUGUAAGAAGACAAUUCUGCAGUAAAGGGUACUUGAACAAACAAAAGGCUGUGCCUGUGAAGAACACGAGAUGGACAAGAAGGCAUUUGAGAUGGUGCUUGAUGAAAUUAGAAAGGCUGUGUUGAUGGAAUACAAGUUAAAAGCUAUUGAAUAUGUACAUGGAUACUUUUCUAGCGAACAGAUUGUUGAAUUACUAAGGUACUUCUCUUGGGCUGAACCACAGUUAAAAGCAAUGAAAGCAUUACAGCAUAAAAUGGUAGCUGUUUCUGCAGCCAAAGUGGUUAACAUCCUCAACUGUUUCACUUUUAGUAAAGACAAACUUAUUGCACUAGAGCUGUUGGCUUCAAAUAUAAUCGAUGCUCAGAAUUACCGUCUUAUUGAAGACCUCUUCCGAACUAGUAUGUCUGAGAAGAAGAGGUGUAGAAGAAUUCUUGAACAGGCAUCAAAAGCUGGAUGCAAAGCACCUCAUGCUAUGAUAUCUUCUUGUGGUAUGAUUCCUGGAAAUCCUUAUCCAAAGGGAAAGCCUAGCCGCAUAAAUGGAAUUUUCCCGGGGUCACCAGUCAAAAAGGAGAAUGAAGAUUAUAGUAACGAAGGCAAAGGAAUUGCAGCUCGCAUUCUUGGACCAUCCAAACCAGCUCCGGCAACAUACAAUCCACAUAAACCUGUUCCUUAUCCUAUCCCUCCUUGCCGACCACAUGCAACAAUUGCACCUAGUGCUUACAACAAUGCUGGUCUUGUUCCACUGGCUAAUGUCAUUGCCCCUGGUUUGCCAGCUCCACCACCAUAUACCUCUAGUCAUGUAGGAACAGGUAAAGCAGAAAACGAAGAGCUUUCCAAUCAGACAAAAUCUUCCCAAAGCCAAGCUUUUGCUACACAAUCGAAUCAUCUCUUUACACCUCAUGGUUCUAACCCUGCAGCUUCUCCAGCCCCAACCCCGUCAUCUGUUAAGGCAAUAAGCCAGUCAUCAACACUUCCAUCUCCAACCACAGCAGGGAUAAGCAUGUCCACCCCUGUUCUCCCUGGCUUCCCAGGGCAGACUGUCUCAUCUGUCCAUUCACCUCAGCCAUUGACUCCAACUCCUUCUGUUAUUAAAUCCCACUCGCUCCCUGGUGUUCCUACUACAUCUGCUCAUUGUGCCACUCCUGCUCCACUCCCUGCAACUUUCUCUGGGCUGACUUCCAUGCUUCCUGCUGCAGCAGCUCCACAAGGGCUGCCUGCACCAUGUGCCAACUCUGCACCUAAUGAAGGUUUUGCAUCUGCCUCUGCACCAUUCGCCAGCCUGCCUUUUCCUGCAUCAUCUGUCGCUUCAUCAGCUAAUAACCCCAAUUCAUUGCCAUCUGCUUUUGCUGGCCUGCCUUUGUCCCUGACGCCCACUCCUCAAGGAAUAGCCAGUCCCCUUCCUUCUGCCAUUGUUGGUUCUCCUGCCACUAGCCUACCAUGCCCACUGAACUUACCUAACCCACUCCUAUCAGUCUUAAAGGGAUUUUUGUCAGCCAGUGAUGGCUCCCUAAUGAAUUCAACUGCUCUGCCUUCUGCUGUGACAGCUGAGCUUGCUUCGUUAUCUGGUCUUGCUAGCCAGAAUUCUGAAGCUGCCUCUUCAUCAAGUAACAAGUGUUACACUCCAACGACUACCUCUACCCUUCAACAUCCUCCCACUCCAGGACUGUCCAUUUUCCCAGGGCUCCCAUCUCAACCUGGAGCAAGCAGUAGUGCAACCCCUCCUGCUUUACCAACACAGUCCCCUUUAAACACGUUGGCAUCUUCCAUCAUGCCAGUCAAUUGUGCCUCCUCAGUUGCUCUUCCCCAUUGUCCAAGUCCUGCUAAUCAUGAACAGCAGGUGGUAUCCACCUCAACUGCCACAGCCAUUCCAGCUCAGGUGAAAACCGAACCCACAAGCCCUACUCUUUCCAGUUUCAAAGGCACUUCACAUUCUGCCGGGCCUUCUCAUAGCACUUCAGGCUUGUCAGCUCUUAGCCAUGCAUAUACCUCAACUACAUCAUUGCCAGGCAGCUUACCUAGUUCCCUUAAUCCAGCACUAUCUAGUCUUUCUUCAUUGAGUGUUCCACUAAAUAACACACCUUCUAUUGCCCCACAUGGCUCUUCUGCUCCAUUAGCUCCAGUAUAUAAUGCACUUCCUCCUUUCACUUCCCUAACUAGCAAUUUUGCUUUCCCUGGCAAUCCAGCACUUACCCCGACAGGAUCUCUGUUGCCCAUUCCUCCUACAACUACAUCAGCCAUUUCUGCAGCUCAUGUCAGCUCCACAGCCACUGUUCUCCCAACACUCAUUGCUUCAGCAGCUGCUCCAGCUCCAUUUCCCCUUAACUUGUGCAGCGCUGUCCCUUCCCUGUUUUCUGUUCCUCAAGUACCUCUAGGAUCAUGCAGCUCAUCCUUCCCUCCUUUCCCUGUCUCUAACACUCCCUCUGUCACUCCUGCUCUCCCUUCUUUCCCUGGGCUCCAGGCAUCUUCUACAGUAGCAGCAGUCGCACCGCUGCCGGCAGCUGCCACAGCCCCAUCUCCAGCUCCAGUGCUGCCAGGGUUUGCCUCGGCCUUUAGCUCAAACUUCAACUCUGCACUUGUUGCCCAGGCUGGCCUGACUUCUGGGCUCCAGGCCCCUGGUAAUACAGUAUUCCCGGGACUCCUCUCUCUUCCUGGCAUCCCUGGACUUGCCCAAAGUGCUACACAGUCUUCCUUACAAGAACUUCAGCACAGUGCAGCUGCACAGUCAGCCUUACUACAGGCACACUCUGCUUCUGCUCUGGAGAACUACACAUCACAGCCUGAUGGUUAUACCACAUAUCCUGCGGCAACAGGAACGCCUGCAACUCCCUUUUCAUUGCAAGCAAGUCUUCCCCAGAGUGGAUGGCAAUAAAUAACAUCCAUUUUGCCUAAAGAAUCAUAGAAUCAUAGAGUUGGAAGAAACCACAAGGGCUAUCCAGUCCAAUCCCCUGCCAUAUAGAGAAAGGUCUUUUCGUGAAGACUACUGUGCUAGUUCAGCAAAUCCAUUGAUGAUGCUUCCAUUGAAGGUUUUUGGCAAAAAUCAACUGACUUCAGUGUGUAGCAAUCAAGAGGAAGAGAAGAAAGAUUCCAAGUAACUAUUUCUAGCAGGUUACCAAAUCCCUGGAUUUUUAAAGAAAACAAGCAAAAACUUUAAAUCAUUGCCCAUAUGAAGCACUGAGUUUAAUUCUUUUCUUUUUUAGGUAGCAGUCAAGACUGUUUGUCUCUUUAUGGGAUCUUUUAAAAUAUAAGCCUCUAUGAUGGGGGUGAAACAGAUGGCUUGGAGCAACCCCAUUUAUGCUGGAUUGGGGGCCCAGCAAACAGAUAUGUGGCCCCAGUCCAACCAUCUUCUGCCCCAAAUAGCUGCCCCUUUGCCUCUGAAGCCGGCUUUUCACUGGCUCCAGAGCGUGUGGCAUCUAAACACCAGUGUGUAAUCGCCAGGGUGACUUCCACGCAACUUGGGGGCAUGACAUGUGCAAACGCCACACCCCCAGCUGGUUUGAAGCCAGCUGAAGCUGCCAGUCUGUUUUGGCCCUUGGUUUCUUUAAAAGUCACCCUGUCCCUAUUUACACCUUCCUUCUUUCAGAGUUCAGGAUUCAGGAGGCCUUGUUUUUAAACUUUAUGCAAAUCCAGAUUUAGUGCACAAUUUAUUUAGAUCAUUACAAGCUGUAUCUUAGGAUACAUGAUUUGUAUCCUAUGGUUAACUUGUUUAUUUUUAUCUCAUUCUCAAAAGCAUUGAUAGCAACAGCUCCAAUGCAUCAUAUUAUGUGACAUCAGAAACUACCUGUCAUGUCGAAAACCUGCUGAUUUUAUUAAUCAUGUACUCAUUUUCCUUGCAAGUAUCGAGCUAACCCAAAGCUGUUCUGUAGUCAAGUAAGAAUGAAUUCUGUAAAGCUCUGAAAACACAAUUGUAAUUCUUGGGUAGGCCUGCACACAUCCGGUACUGCAUUUUUUGUUCUUUGAUCCCCUUAAUGACAACUUUAGGCUACAGAUGCCAGUGUAAUAAAAGAAUUUUUAAAUCAAUUUCUCACUCUAGUUAGGAAUCAUACAAUUCAAAAUAUGGUCUUGUUGUGUUAAUUAAGUGCUCUAUACUGUUUAGCAUAUUUAGUGACGACUAAGAAAAAACUCCAGAAUUAUCUCUCUUUUAAGAAAGGCUUGUCUUAGAUCUACAGAAGAGAGAUGAUACUUGAUUUUGUGUUUUAAUGUGAAUACUUAUUUUGUUGCAGUGCAUAGCUUAACAUUUCCCUGUAAAGAUGAAAGUCUGCUGUAUAGUAUUACUAAUGUAGAGGCUUUCCAGAACUGAACAGGCAUGAAGAACACUAAUGUGUAUAUAUCUGUAUUUUUAUAAAGUUUUUAAAAUAAAAUGUGUAGCAGUUGGACACGUGUUUCUAAACUAGACCUGAAUAAA
Sceloporus undulatus (fence lizard) is the source of this 4414-nucleotide messenger RNA. RefSeq names its product proline and serine rich 1 (gene PROSER1). NCBI's taxonomy places the organism in Eukaryota, Metazoa, Chordata, Lepidosauria, Squamata, Phrynosomatidae. The coding region runs from base 83 to 2881 and encodes 932 amino acids. The record is from RefSeq and is a predicted model, not a curated record. The transcript is spliced from 14 exons.